GGCACAAGUGAAUGUAAAAUGUAGACAAGAACCACAAAGCCCUUCGUGAUUUUCUACAACUAAUGCUGUUUUGGGGGUGAACCAGCUGGGUGGACUUGUGCGCAUUUUACACAGCUUUAAAAAUUGAAGCUUUACUGAGCUGUGUAUUUAGAAUUAACUGUUUUUGGUCAGUUUUUAAAUUUAAACAACUUUUAUAUAGUGUUCCUUUGGAACACGGGCAUAUACAUUUGUUCUUCUGUCAGCAUGCUCAUAGUUCAAUUGACUUACAUUCCGUAAGGACUGCUACUGGCCAUGCAACCUGGUGGUCGAGUCUAUGUUUUGGCGGGUCUGGGUUUGUCUUGCCAAUGUUUUCGCAGCUGGACUCAGAAUUUGUUCUGUCGCAGCUUUGGCUCUAUGCAUGGACACUUGAGCAAGUGGAACAGGAAUGAGAACUGUAAUCCACCACCAGCCCAGGAAAACCCUCGUGUCCUUAUCACAGGUGGGCUUGGACAAUUAGGUGUGGGGCUCGCGGAGUUACUUAGGAAGCAGUAUGGAACAGAGAAUGUAAUCCUGUCCGACAUAAAGAAGCCCCCGCCUCAUGUUUGUAAGAGUGGUCCAUUUGUAUAUGCUGAUGUGUUGGACUACAAACAUCUCAGAGAACUGGUUGUAAAUAACGGCAUCACUUGGCUGGUGCACUACAGUGCUCUGCUGAGUGCUGUCGGGGAGGCUAAUGUGGCCUUGGCGCGCAAAAUCAACAUCACAGGUCUUCAUAAUGUGCUGGACUUGGCUCUGGAGAACUGUCUGCGCCUCUUUGUGCCGAGCACCAUCGGAGCAUUUGGUCCUUCUUCUCCUCGGGACCCUGUGCCUGACCUUUGUGUCCAAAGACCACGAACCAUCUAUGGGGUGUCCAAAGUUCACGGCGAAUUAAUGGGGGAGUAUCUUCAUCAUAAAUAUGGCUUGGAUUUCCGCUGCUUGCGUUACCCGGGAGUGAUAUCAUUCAACACACAUCCUGGGGGAGGCACAACAGAUUAUGCCAUUCAAAUCUUCCAUGAUGCCCUCAGCAAGGGUCACCAUGAGUGCUACUUACGCCCCGACACCCGUCUUCCCAUGAUGCACAUCUCUGACUGCCACCGUGCCACUAUAGAGUUCAUGCAGGCUCCCGAGUGCCAGCUCUCCCUUCGUACCUACAACAUUGCCGCCAUGAGCUUCACUCCAGAGGAGGUGGCCCACGAAAUCCGCAAGCAUCUCCCUCAUCUUAAGGUCACCUACAAUCCAGACACUGUCCGUCAGACCAUCGCAGACAGCUGGCCGGUGAGAUUUGACGACACCAACGCCAGGAGAGAUUGGGGAUGGGUGCCAGUGUUUGGGCUGGAAGAGCUGGUGUCAGAUAUGCUGCACUCCAUUCAGGACAAGUGUUUGCCAGUCAGCUAGCAAUAUCUGCGCUAUAUAGACUAACUGACUUUGUUUCACCUUGAAUUAUUGUGCAGAACUCCUUAAAAUUGACUAAAUGAAGAAUAUACACACACACACACACACACACACACACACACACACACACACACACACACACACACACACACACACACACACACACGCGCGCGCGCGCG
This is a messenger RNA of Nerophis lumbriciformis (worm pipefish), 1586 nucleotides long. RefSeq names its product L-threonine dehydrogenase 2 (gene tdh2). Gene Ontology annotation, molecular function: L-threonine 3-dehydrogenase activity. Lineage: Eukaryota; Metazoa; Chordata; Actinopteri; Syngnathiformes; Syngnathidae. Gene Ontology annotation, biological process: L-threonine catabolic process. The record is from RefSeq and is a predicted model, not a curated record.